UGCUUACCUAACAGCACUGCGCCAAGCCCGCCAAGCCACACCCACCUAGGCGGUGAAGCUUAUACUGCCGGCAAAUAGCCUAGCCUUCGUGGGCCGAGGGCCAUGAAUUUCCCCAGCCCAACGCGCGCAUCGCAUCCACGGUUCGUCAUUUGCCAGCCAUCAGCGAUGGUGUUCUCAGCACCCUACUCCUAGUUAAGCCGCGUCUCCCUCUCACCCGUUUGCUCUAUCCUUGGCCUUAGUAGAACAACACAAAAAGAAAAAAAAGUAGAAGCAAAAAAGCACCGGCUCCUGCGUCGUGCAUACGACGACUGUCGCUGCUAUGUUUUUGACCACCACCAUCUCGGACCUCAUUCAGAUCAAGCCCGAGGAGUUUGAGAAAUCGAGCAUCCAGGCCAUCAAGGACGCGAUCCAUGUCAAGUACGCGAACAAGGUCAUCCAAGAAGUCGGCCUCUGCAUCUGCCUGCGUGAUAUCCUCAAGUCCUCGGAAGGGCUUAUAGGCCAUGGCACUGGCAUCGUGAAUGUGAACGUCGAGUUCCGCCUCGUCGUCUUCCGCCCCUUCAAAGGCGAAAUCAUCGAAGGCAAGAUCAGCGGCUCGAAUCCACAGGGCAUCAAUGUCCAACUCGACUUCUUCGACGACAUCUUCGUCCCCGGACCCGUCAACCUGUUUGAGGGCGUGAAAUUCAACAACGCCGAAUCCGUCUGGGUAUGGACCACCGAAACAGGCGACGAGCUCUUCUUCGACAUGGAAGAGCGGGUGCGCCUGCGCGUCGAGGCCGAGGUAUGGACCGAUCUGUCACCGCAGGCACCGCUUAUCGCUGGUGCGAACGGUUCUGGUGGGGAGAAUGGGGAAGGUGGCGAGGGAAGCGAGGAGAGGAGGUCGCCGUAUUGUGUCGUUGCAUCGAUGCAGCAGGCGGGGCUGGGGCCGACGCUGUGGUGGGAGGAGUGAUGCGUAGUGAGUAGUGAGGAGGUGUUGCGAGUUGAGAGUGAGGGCGAGGGAGGAAGCUGCUGGUGUGGUGGUGUUUGGAAGCGGUUGCGGCAGCGAUGACUGAGGAAGAACGAAGAGGAACGAGAACGGUCAGAUGGACAGACGGACAGGACUGUCUCCUCCUUCCUUUUCACGUCCAGAGCACGCACAACCCAGUGGAGGGCGCACAAGCACACAACACCCCAAAAUCACACAACCACAACCAACCCCCACCCAAACAACACCCAAACAAAACACAGUCUCAAAAAAAUAAAAACCCCAAUUCAAUCAAUCCAAUCCAAUUCAAUC
Molecule: messenger RNA, 1273 nt
Organism: Aplosporella prunicola CBS 121167
Lineage: Eukaryota; Fungi; Ascomycota; Dothideomycetes; Botryosphaeriales; Aplosporellaceae
Exons: 7
Coding region: 320-946 (208 amino acids)
Biological process (GO): transcription initiation at RNA polymerase III promoter; DNA-templated transcription
Cellular component (GO): RNA polymerase III complex
Source: RefSeq, a predicted model, not a curated record